AUGUUCAAGAACGAGUAUCAGGGAGGUGCAGUUGUAGAGGUCUUCAGUGCACAAGGAAAGGAUCCAGUGGCAAAAUGGAAACUUAGCGGUCAGCCGUCAAUAAGUAAGAUGUUCGAUAAGGAAAUAAAAGGUUUUGUGUACAGCUUCGAAGGCAGCAGUCAAACACAUAGGAUGCAGUUACCCAAAGAUGGAAAGAUGCCUCUUGCCCUAAUUCAGAAGUUCCUGGUGCUGCAGGUGUAUGUUCCUCCUGGUAAAGACUUCUCAACUGAGCUUGUUGUAACAGAUCAGGGGCACUUGAAGCGAAGGCUCUACUUGUCCACUGUCCAUAAGGAGUUCUCAUCUACCCCUCUGCAUGCCAGAAUACCACUAACCUGCCUCAGACGAAACAUUUGGUGUAACCUGUGCAUUGACCUGGGCUCAUUCACCACUGAGCUGUUCCGAGGAGCUGCGUUCCUGUCUCUGGAUGGCAUCAUAAUCUCAGCCUGUUGUAAAGUCAGGCGCAUGUUCACCAUGAGGACUGAACCUGCAGAACAUGUGGACAGAGAUCCUUAUGACAUGACAAAUUAUCCUAAAGAGGAGAUUCCUAAAAGCUACCAGUUUCCUUCCGAGGUUCAGCACAUUACACAGCUAAUGAAUAUGGAGAGACUGAGACAGGCUGAUCUGAAAAGUACAUCUAUCAGUUCAGAAUCUGAACAGCUGAGCACUGGGAGAGCAGCUCGGGGUCCUAAAAGCCAGGACUGCUCCCAUAUUGCUUUUGGUUCGAAAGUCACAGGACGUCCUCCGCUCACUGCAAGAAAGAGCAGUUCAGUCGCAAAUGUGACAGAAUCCAAAGCUCAUUCAGGAAGAAGUGGAAGACUAAAGACACAACCACCAGCUGAGCAGGCAUCUUCUGAAAGGACAAAGUCUGGGAGGCCAAAGCAGAUUCGUAAUGCUGGGAAAGAGAGAAUAGUUGCACGAAAUUAUGGAGAAAUAGACAAACAUCAGCCAACAGAUCACCGCACAGCAGAGCCGACAUGUAGUUCAUAUUCUCUUGAGCCAAUUCCCAAACCUUCAGCAUGCCAGUCUCCAUGUGGUUCACUCACUGAUUUGCACAUUCUUGAGAAUGAAAAUAAUGCCACCAGAAGAACUUCAACUCCACUCAGUCUGGAAGACACUGAAGAAGAAGGUGGAGAGGAAGUCUUUACUUUUUCUUCAUGUCUUCAAUCAGCCAAAAGGGGUCAACCUUUCAGCGAGGCCUUUGAGAGUUUAUCUUCUAACCUUAAAAGUGAUGACCUAGGGUGGGAGGGAGAGCGGAAAGAGACAUGUUUGGAGGAUGACUUCAUUGGGAGUGAGGGUGAAGAGGAUCAGAGCUACUUUGGAUUCCUCUCUCAAAGAUUUGCAGCACACACCAGUUCUGUUCCUCCUACUCUGGCUUCUGUUCCCAUUCCCAAAUCUACCUCUUCACCCAGGCUUUGGACUAAGCCAGCUAAGGCCUCUACUGUUACACAUACAUCCACAAAGUCUUCCUCAGAGGGGUCUCGAAGGACUGAAAUGGUGCGUAUGGCACCGACCCGCUGUCUCUCACCUUGCACUGCCAAACUGCAGAGCAGACAGGAACACUUUGGACCUGAGCGAAGCAGGCCUGAUGGAGAUAUGAGGACAUCCAUUAAUAGAACAUCUGUUCGAGAAAUUCCCCCUGAGGAUGUGAAGCUCUACAAGGUGAGGGAGAGCAUGAGGAGGAUGCCUGUGGGCUCCAGUGCAUGUGAUUUAUCUAAAAGAGCAGAGCAGGAGGAGGAUGAAGAAGAAGAGCUACGGAUGUUAGCUAGUCUAAAAAGACAGCAGGAAGAGGAGGAGGGUGGGACCUGUGACUCAGGCCUCAGUGCUUCACAGGUCCAGCAGUGCAAUGUCAGCCUGAGUAUGAGCAGUGAUGACACUUCUACAUGGACCCAGUGUAUCCCUCUAGCAUCUGAACAGGGCCAGUACUACCAGAAAGAGAUGAAUCCACUUCUCUCUAAUCCCAGGGAAUGGAUGGAUGUUCUCAGCCCCCCGAUAAUCCAUCCCAGACAGCAGCAGACUGAGAGCAAAGGAAACCAGAACAAUAUGUCCACCAAAGGGUCUGUGGCUGAGGAGAACUGCAGCGAAGAUGAGUUUCUCAGUCUGCGCUACGAUUCAUGUCUGAACUGCUACUUUGAUCCUCAGACUGGGAAGUACUAUGAGCUGAUCUAA
Neoarius graeffei (lesser salmon catfish) is the source of this 2205-nucleotide messenger RNA. RefSeq names its product CFAP20 domain containing (gene cfap20dc). The record is from RefSeq and is a predicted model, not a curated record. The transcript is spliced from 17 exons. NCBI's taxonomy places the organism in Eukaryota, Metazoa, Chordata, Actinopteri, Siluriformes, Ariidae. Bases 1 to 2205 code for a protein of 734 amino acids.